GCGGGUCCCGACCGAGUCCCCCGGGCAGCGCCCGCUGCCCCCGCCGGCCGUAGCGCUCGUCGCUGGGGGUGCCGCCUGGCCGGGCGGGGGCGAAGGGCCGGACUGUGCGCGAUUUCUCUGCGUCAAAAUUUCGCCGGGGUGAAAGUGCAUCAGUUGUGAUUGUGUUCUUCUUGUGCAGUAUUUUGCAGAGGAAUGCAAGCUUCAAAGACUGAAAACAGAAGAAAAGCAGAACCAUUCUACUGGCUGUCAGUGGCAAAGCCUAGGACCAGUUCUGAGAUUGUAAAUGAAGCCAGAGAUGCUCUACAAACAGUAAAAACUCCAAGACCAUUUACACCUACAGAUGAGCAAAGGAAACUUUCUGGGUCUCAAUCCUCACGCUGUCCUCAAAAUAGACGCCCUGUACUUUUUAGUCUUGAUACAUCCAGUUCUGAUUCAUCUGAAUCAAGACCAAAUUCUGGUGUUCGUCUAAGUCCACUGACUCAUAAACCAGUAGUAAUCAUUUCUGAAAAAAAAGAUGAAGUUUCUUCUGUUUUCCAUCCAACACCUCCUGCUGAUGCUGCAGAGCUUAGAAAAGUCAGCAGAGCUUGCAAAGGCUUAUUUAGAGCAACUUCUCUGAAAGAUUUAUUUUCUGCUAAGGUGGUUCCUCUGGAUCAGAAUGAAAUGAAACUUGAUUUUGAAGAGCCAACUAUGAUGAUGAAUAGUCUUGACAGAAGUAAUAAUAACUGCUUAGCAGAACAAAAGUUGUGCACAUCAUUUAAUGAUGAGAGUAGACAAUUAAUUUGUAAUGAACAUACCAGCAGAUCAGGAAGUGAAGACUCCAUGGAAGGGACACCAGGAAACUUUUCACUUCAGCUGCAAGGAGAAAGUGACCAGAUAGAAGAGCCUGGCAAAAAGUCAUCACAGCUGAGGACUUCAGGCCAGAAGAGAAGAGUAACAGGCUUAACAGAUGAAACAAGAAUAAAUGAAUGGGAAGAGGAAGAUUUCUUUUGGCAUACAAGGAUUCUACCAAUUCUGCGUGAACUGGAAAAAAGAGAAGAUAAUAUAGAACACCUUUGUCUAGCUUGUACCAAGCUCCAUCAAGCAUUGGGUGAUGGAAAUAUGCUUGGAAAAAGAUUUAAAAGAAGAAACAUCCUUCUGAAGACGUUAUAUAAACUUGUAGACAUUGAUUCAGAUCCACUUUCCCUGAAGCUGGCAAAGAUUAUUCUGGCUAUGAAAGUAGAUGGAAAAAAUCUUGUUAGUGUUUGCAAGCUAGCAUUUAAAAUUUGUAGGAAUGAAAACAAUUAUUUCAUCAUUCAAAAUGAUACAUUGUUGGAUUAUUUGUUGCAAGUUCUGUGGAAUGAAGAUCUACAAACAAACCAUGAAGCUCUCAUCUAUUGCAUGGCAGCUCUAAAAGUCAUGUCUGAAAAGGAAGCACUCCGUUUAAAAAUGGUCAGCAAAGGAGCUAUUGAAAUGUUUCUGGAAUUAAUGAAGCAGAUUAAUAACAUAAAAGAACAUGACACAUAUUUCUCCAAGCUGGGCCUCUUAUUAGUCCAGCUGACGGCCACUCUGCGCAUCCUGGCCAGCUGCGCCCAGGCGCGCCGCCAGCUCAGCCCCAGCGCUGCCGUCCCCCAGCUCUGCGUGGCGCUGGAGCAGCGCAGCGGCGACAAGGACCUGUGCAUCUGGAUUGUCAGCGUCCUCAGCAAACUUUCUACCUACAAUGACUUCUGUGCAGCUUUAGCAGACUGCUCCAGAUGUUACAUUGUAUUUUUAGCCCUGCUAAACAAAUACCAGAAGCAGCAGGAUUUGGUUAUCCGUAUCAUCUUCAUUCUUGGGAAUUUAACAGCAAGGAAUGACCAGUCCCGGGAGCAAUUUUUUAAAGAAAAAGGAAGUGUUAACACCUUGACAUCCUUAUUCCAAACCUACUAUGAACUUGAUUUGAAUGCACCGACAUGGCACCAUGAUAGAAAAGGAAAAAGCCAACCAAAGUAUCCUUCAGAAGCAGAAGAUGUUCUGAUAAAACUGAUCAGAGUGCUGGCCAACCUCUCCAUUCACCCUAGAGUAGGUGCAGCUCUGGCAGCUGCCCAUCCUCUUGUAGGAUUACUUGUUACAGUACUAGAAUACAAGUCAGUCGAUGAUUGUGAAGAGUUGGUCAUCAAUGCUGCAACAGCAAUCAACAAUUUGUCCUACUAUCAAGUGGAGAAUUCUGCAGUUCAGGAGAAGCAGCUACACAUUGCUGAAAUGCUUUUAAAGCUGUUAAUGAGUGACAAUAUGGAUGCAGUUGUGGAGGCUGUCAGAGUCUUUGGCAAUCUUUCUCAGCAUCAUGAGAUCCGUGACUUCAUCAUGCAGAAAAAGAUCUACAAGUUUGUGAUUGCUUUGCUCGAUUCCAAGGACCGAGAGGUCUGUUUUCCUGCCUGUGGAGUUCUGCUCAAUCUCACAGUAGAUGAGAACAAACGAGCUUUUCUCAUGGAAGAAGGAGGAAUUGGAAAGUUGAUUGACUGCUUACAAGACUUUGGGCCAGCAGACUGGCAGCUCUCGUGUUUGAUCUGCAAAACCCUGUGGAACUACAGCGAGAAUGUGGCAAGCACAGCCUCCUGCUUCAGAGGGAGCACCAACACCCUGCUGAUGCUGCUCACAGCACUUCUGGAUGAAGAGGUAGAGUUGGAGUGCAGCCUUGACAAAGAUAUAAAGGACUGCCAAAGAGUAUAUUGGGAAAGAGAGUUCAAACCCGUGGCAGCAAAACUUCUUGACAGAAUUCAAAGCCAUCACUCUUCCAGCUGAGUCUAUCACUCCAUUUUAAUCAGUUGGGGUGUUUUUAUCAGGUAAACCAUAUAUUUCUAAUAUACCUGUACAUUGCCAGUAGUAAGCUUGUUGGAGAGCAUGACUAUUCUAAAAAAAAGUCAGAAAAGCCUGGCAUUUAUAUACUGGAUGCUGUCUUCUGAAGAGCUUGUAUGAAAUCUUUGCGUGUGUAAUUACUUUUUACAAUAUACCUGAGCUGAUGAAGCAGCUGUUCAGUGUGACUUGUCUAGUAAUUGCAUUGUUUCUUCACUGGAAAAAUAUUUGCUGAACGUCUGAUUUUUAAAAAGUAAGUUAUGAGUGAGUACUUGGACCUCUGUGGUACCAAAAAUGUUGUGCAAACAAAUGUUAUGUGACAGGAGCCACAUCUCACCUACAGACUUUGACACACUUUUACCUUAAGGAGCUUCUGUGACAGAGUAACCUGGUGCUGGUGGGGCAUUGUCCUGUGCUCCUUCAUGACCCUCACUCUUCAGAUCGAACACUGUUGGUGGUCAGGGAAAGUCACUCCCUUUUCCUUCUGACACUGGGGGGUAGGGCCUAGGGUAUCCCAGCUAACCCAGCUGCUGCCUUGGUGCUGGUGGGAUGUAGGCCCAGCUGUGCUGGUCUUUCUGGGAUUGGGAAUUCCCAUCUUUAGGCAAAGCACCCAUAUCCCUGACAUAAGAGAAGAUUUUACCUUUUUCAGUUGGUCCCACACUCCCAGGAGCUGCCUGUGUGCUUCUACUUCUCAGACUUCUUGGCCAGCUGUCUCCCCUGAACCUGUGUCUCCAUCUGUGGGGCCAUAACAGCCUCUUUCUCCCUGUUCCCCCUGCCUGCUGCUGCCUUGUUUAUUGCUCAGUUUCAUCCUUCCAGCACGUAAAAGUCCCUGUAGCCCAUGGAUUAGCGCAGCAGGCGCAUUGCCGGCCUCGAGCAUUCCCAGCCCGGUUGGCCACAGGGAGCUGCACAGCCCUGACCCAUUUCUCUCUCUGCUGACCUCAGAUUACUGGAAUGAGCAGCUGGGCAGGGGCUGCCAGGCUCCUGCUCCCGUGGGCCAGCAGCAUCGCCCUGGGCCCUGCAGCACCAGCAGCUCCAGCCUGGCAGUGCUGCAAGAGGCUGGAGAAAUGUGUUGGGAGGCAGGGAUUCAUAGCUCCUCCCUCAGUGGAACUGCUCUCUCUGCCUUUGGUAGUGCCCAGACCUCUGCUUCCAGGGGAGGAGAGAGAGGCUGGGAAGUAGCACCAUGGUAGAAGGGCAGCAAGACUUCUUUCCUAGUUUAGAUCCCUGCUUUUAUGGGGCAGGAAAGGGAGAUUUCAUGGUCCAGGUUUUGGGAGUGGUGAGGAGGAAACUUCAGUGAAAGUGAUAAAAUUUGCUCCAUUCUUUGUGUCUCAGCUGUUCAGGUGUUACUUGUGCCCAGCAAGGUUCAGCCCUGCUUUGGGAGCUUGUGUGGUGGCGGCCUCUGUCACAGAGGCUGAUCCACAGGAGAGAAGUGCUCAGCAUUCUGUGUGGUUUGGCUCCAACAACAGCUCUGCUCAGCUCAAAAAUAUCUCAAUU
This is a messenger RNA of Melozone crissalis (California towhee), 4299 nucleotides long. RefSeq names its product armadillo repeat containing 2 (gene ARMC2). NCBI's taxonomy places the organism in Eukaryota, Metazoa, Chordata, Aves, Passeriformes, Passerellidae. The coding region runs from base 193 to 2757 and encodes 854 amino acids. Gene Ontology annotation, biological process: cilium organization; sperm axoneme assembly. Gene Ontology annotation, molecular function: protein binding. The transcript is spliced from 19 exons. The record is from RefSeq and is a predicted model, not a curated record.